Molecule: messenger RNA, 1164 nt
Organism: Sordaria macrospora k-hell
Lineage: Eukaryota; Fungi; Ascomycota; Sordariomycetes; Sordariales; Sordariaceae
Biological process (GO): carotene catabolic process
Molecular function (GO): carotenoid dioxygenase activity
Source: RefSeq, a predicted model, not a curated record
AUGAGUGUCCCCAUCCCGGGCGUGGCUUGCCCAAAGAUGAUGCAUGACUUUGGUGUAUCUCGGCGCCACACCGUCAUCAUGGACAUGCCGCUUUCCCUGGAUCCGGUCAAUAUGAUCAGAGGCAAGAUCGUUCUCUCAUAUGACGGGACUGGGAAAGCCCGCUUUGGCAUCUUCCCGAGGUACCAUCCGGAAAGGGUGCAAUGGUUCGAGACCAACCCGUGUUGUAUCUUCCACGCCGCAAAUUGCUGGGAUGCCAUUAGCGAAGAGGAUUCAAAUAUCCCUGAGGAUGUGGAACCCACAACAACUGUUAACCUCCUUGUCUGCCGUAUGACUUCUGCCUCUCUGAUCUUCAACACCGGUAACCUGCCCACGCCCGUGUCAAAGACACCGAUACCCUCCAAAUACCAUGAGGAAGAGCAGUGUAGACUGUACUACUACUCCUUCUCCCUCGUCCCACGAAGCCAACGCAUCGUCCACCAAUUUGCGCUCUCAGCCAUCCCCUUUGAGUUUCCUACCCUUUCCCCUGCCCAUACCAUGACCCAAGCCCGUUACAUCUACGGGUGCACCGCGACCUCCCCUUCGGCCUCCUACACCAACAGCCUAGGCAAGUCCGUCAAGAUCGAUGCCCUGGCCAAGAUUGACGUCUCGGUCCUGAUCGCCCGCGGAACCGCAACCAACAACCCUUCCCCUCCGGAGCCGAUAAAGGGCUGUGUAGACACCCGCUCCGUUUCAGAGAUCCUCACUUCCCCCUCCUACUCAUCCUCUGAAGAAGACGACCCCAUCAAAAUAUUCACCUUCCCACCCAACCACUACGCACAAGAAGCCCGCUUCGUGUCCCGGCAUAAUGGCAUAUCGGAAGAUGACGGGUGGCUGCUCACGUACGUCUUUGACGAGUCCCAGCUUAAUGAAGAAUCGGCGGAGUGCAUGGAGGGGGCAAAGAGCGAGUUAUGGAUCAUCGACGCCAAGGGGAUGAGGGAGGUUGUGGCGAGGAUACGACUGCCACAGAGGGUACCGUACGGUUUUCAUGGGGCCUGGUUUGGCGAGGAGGAGGUGCUUGGGCAGAGGGGUGUUGAGAAGGUUAGGAAGAUCGAGGACAUGGAUGGUGGUGAGGGCGGAUUUUGGCGAGUGGUAAAACAAUGUAUUGGGCGGUGGUUACUGAGGUGA